AUGCCCACUGAAGACAAGCCUCUGCCCUCUAUCCAAGUCGACGACGGCAUGCAGACGACCACGUUCCUAUCACCACACGAUAUUGUGGCGCAGGUCCGCGAGGCGACGUAUUCACCCUCGCCCCUGCUCCGGAUACUGCAGGACCCCAGCCUCCAGCCGUCGGAGCCGGGGGAGAAGGAGCGCAAGGAGAAGCGCAGGCGGCCCUCUCGUUCUCCGCGGCGCGAGCACCGUGCGGAGAUGGUGGCCGCUAUCGCCAUCGCCGAGGAGGAGCGCGAGACGAAGCGCCUCAAGGCCCUCCUCCGGGUGUCGGGCGACCGGCUCGAGCACGAGAUCCGGCGAGCCGACGACGCUCUCGCGCGCCUGGAGGCGUCGGAGCGGAACGAACGAGAGCUCGAGGCGCGUAUCCGGCGUCUAGAGGCGGAGAACGACGAGCUGCACCGGCAUACGGUCCGCGCUGAGCGCGACGCGCGGGAUUACCAGACGCAGCUGGAGGUGGCGCAACGCGAGGUGCUCCGUUUGCAGGACGACCUGGUUGGGGCACGACGAGAGAUGGACGAGCUGCAGUACUCGGAGUCCAAGGCCCUCGCGAGCGCGAAGAAGUACCAGAUGACGGUGCACUCGCUGGAGCUAUAUGGCAAGCAGCGCGAGAAUGAGAUCCAGGCUGCCGUGGAUCGGUGGUACAAUACCGGGAGGGAUGACGGGUACGAGGAGGGACAUGCUGAGGGCUAUGACGAAGGGCGGAAGGCUGGAUUGAAGGAAGGGUUGAAGAAGGGGCGGAAACAGGGGUUGAAGGAGGGAUUUGAGGAGGGCCAGAGAGAGGAGUGGCGGAACGCGGCUGAGAGGUUUGACAAAUACCUGGCUACAGCAGGCAACGUUGGGAGUGAGCGCACGCGCCGGUGGGCACAGUCGAUCUACAGGGGCCCUGGGUGCUCGGAGACGACGCUGGGCCCAUCCGACUCCGAGUCUGUUCGCUGUCGUCUUGACAGUCCAGUUGCUGUGGCGGUGAGAACGCAGCUGAUGAUGAUGAGGAGUGGUGAUGACGAUGGCCCGAUCUGGAUGUGA
Cyclocybe aegerita is the source of this 1062-nucleotide messenger RNA. The record is from the annotation of a GenBank genome assembly. NCBI's taxonomy places the organism in Eukaryota, Fungi, Basidiomycota, Agaricomycetes, Agaricales, Hemipholiotaceae.